CACCAGUCCUCCUAACUGAGACUUCAGGAAGUCAGUCCCAAUUUACACACACUGGGUCUGCCCUCUGGCUGCCUCCUUGGAGAUGUGCCAUGAUAUCUCAGGAGGGUGCAGGGCAGGGGCGGAUUGACCAUUUGAGCACUCGGGCAGUGCCCGAGGGCCCAGGGUCAGUAGGGGGCCCCAUGAGAUGCCCCUGGUACCUUUCAUAGGCUUUUUGGAGUUUGGGCAAGGACACAGGGGCCCCAUGAUCCCCUAUUACCCGGGGGCCCCAUGAGUUGUCAGUCC
Molecule: messenger RNA, 282 nt
Organism: Staurois parvus
Lineage: Eukaryota; Metazoa; Chordata; Amphibia; Anura; Ranidae
Source: the annotation of a GenBank genome assembly